Phragmites australis (common reed) is the source of this 1218-nucleotide messenger RNA. RefSeq lists its product as uncharacterized. Gene Ontology annotation, cellular component: cytosol. The transcript is spliced from 5 exons. Gene Ontology annotation, biological process: proteolysis. The coding region runs from base 429 to 1091 and encodes 220 amino acids. Gene Ontology annotation, molecular function: pyroglutamyl-peptidase activity. Lineage: Eukaryota; Viridiplantae; Streptophyta; Magnoliopsida; Poales; Poaceae. The record is from RefSeq and is a predicted model, not a curated record.
GGCAAAGCAGGGGCGGCGCAGCGGACAAGGCUGACGUCCCGGCGGUGCCGGCGCGCUGCCGUUUCGUCCUCGCCUCUUGCUGAUCCCCCGGGCUGCUGGCCUGCCCCGCCCCGCCCCCCAGGCCCCGCUGUCUGAGUGCUGGGUCACUGUCUUGCGGGCCCGGGGUCGCCUCGGCUAUGACGUGGACGCGCUUUAAUAAGAGGAUGGCCGGACGGACGAACUGACCCGGCUCCUCUGCCAUCUCUUCCGUCCCCAUCUCUCCUCUCCUCUCCCGCCCGCCUCGCCCUCCCCACGAGAGCAAAUUAUCGCAGGCUUGCAGCGUAGCGAAGCCAACAGCAGGAGCAGGAGGACCGGAGGAGGACUUGGUUUCGUCGCCCCGCUCCGCUCCCGCUCCCGCUCCCAAGGUUCUCACGCUGUCACGCAAAGGGAUGGGUUCGGAGGGGCCUUCUGCCGUGACUGUUCAUGUUACUGGGUUUAAGAAGUUUCAUGGAGUUGCUGAGAACCCAACCGAGAAAAUUGUACGCAAUCUCAAAGCGUACAUGGAAAAGAGAGGGUUGCCGAAAGGCCUUAUACUUGGAAGCUGCACUGUUCUCGAGGCUGCCGGGCAGAGUGCACUUGAUCCAUUGUAUGAAUUGUUGGAUUCAACUAUCAUUGACCAAGAAUAUGGAUCACCGAAUCAGGAACAAGUAGUUUUGCUCCAUUUUGGAGCGAACAGUGCUUCACCUAGGUUUGCUCUCGAGAAUCAAGCUGUUAAUGAAGCUACUUUCCAGUGCCCUGAUGAGCUAGGGUGGAAACCACAGAGGGUCCCUAUUGUGUCGUCAGAUGGAAGCAUCUCACACGCAAGACAGACUACACUGCCAAUGAAGGAAAUAAACAAGUCUCUGCAACAGAUGGGCUACGAUGUAACUCCUUCAGAUGAUGCUGGUCGUUUUGUAUGCAACUAUGUUUAUUAUCACUCUCUUAGAUUCGCGGAGAAACAUGAUAUCAAGUCUCUAUUCGUUCAUUUCCCCCUCUUCUCGGUGAUUGAUGAGGAAGUCCAGAUGCAUUUCGUUGCUUCCCUUCUUGAAGUCAUUGCUUGCUUGAACUUGUAACAGUAAUCUAAUUGUAGGUCUACUUCCAAUGGUUUACUGCCCCCAUUGUAUCUGGAAGGGCUGAGUCACAAUCCUUUACAAGUGAAGUGAAUAAGAAUGUACAAUAAUUCAUGACAUCAUAAUAGCA